AUGGUGCUGCAAGAACAUCCUAUAUCAAAGCCCUCGAUGCAAUCCACGAUCAAGGACUUCGACUGUGCACAGGAGCUUUCCGAACCUCUCCUGUGGAUAGUUUCAGCCAACAAAGAUGGUACUUAUAUUGUUCGAGUAUAUCUGAAGCACAGAUAUAAUUUCAUCAAAGAAGGAAUGUCAUACAGAUUCACAGGUAUGAUUAAGGAAGGAGACACAUUCUGGGCUGUCAGUACCACCACUAUUGGUUGUAUUGCUCCUCUGAAAAAUGUCACCACAUUGGACAUGGAACUCCCUGAAAAUGAGAAGCAUGAAGGAGCAUCUAGGUGUCUGAAGGAUGCACUACAUUGUCCUCACAAAUCCACUGUUAAAGGGAAGGUUGUACAGAUCUCUCCACUUAAACGAAGGAGAAAUGGUACCCUCGUCGUAAGGACUAUCUCCAUAAAAGACACUUCUGGUGUUGCAAAGAUAUGCCUUUUCGAAUCUACAGCAGAAAUGCAGUUCGAAAGGGAUCAAAUAUUGCAAGUCACUUCCGUAUAUCCGACGAUUUUUCAAGGUGCACAGCAACUGACAGGAUCAGUCAGCACAAAAUGCCAGUUUGUCCAGGAUGAUAAUUUCAAAGAUUUACCUGUUACAGAGAAAUAUUUUCUUGAGGAUCAUGAUUUUGACAUAGAAGAGGAUCUUGCGGAUGGGGAACCUUUUCAGAUAAAUAUGAUUUCUGAUGCCUACAGAUAUUUGUGCUGUUCAAGUGAAGGAGGUCGCAAAAAAAAAAAUACUUGA
This is a messenger RNA of Ostrea edulis (European flat oyster), 777 nucleotides long. RefSeq lists its product as uncharacterized. The record is from RefSeq and is a predicted model, not a curated record. The transcript is spliced from 6 exons. The coding region runs from base 1 to 777 and encodes 258 amino acids. Lineage: Eukaryota; Metazoa; Mollusca; Bivalvia; Ostreida; Ostreidae.